Molecule: messenger RNA, 1090 nt
Organism: Carassius carassius (crucian carp)
Lineage: Eukaryota; Metazoa; Chordata; Actinopteri; Cypriniformes; Cyprinidae
Exons: 7
Coding region: 357-977 (206 amino acids)
Source: RefSeq, a predicted model, not a curated record
CAACUACAAAAUUUGCACCUGUGUAUCUAACAGAUCUGGUGUUCCGCUCUUUUGACAUAUUUAUAGUGGAACUCAAUGAUUCAAACUCGCAGGCCUUCAAGUCAAGAGCUGAGCUAGUCAGAUCUCAGCUUAGACCAGUCUACAGAGCAAAAUAUCCUUCCUUUAUCGAAGUGAUUGUCUUGCGUUUCAGACCAGGGUCGAUCAUCACCGAAACACAACUAAUUUUCAACUCCACACAAUCUAUUCCAACCAUUCAAGAGAUUUCAGACACCCUCUUUACAGCAGUGAUAACAGGAGAUGUCAACCCCCUGAAUAUAACUCCUUAUUCAAUUUCAGUCAAUGGUUCAGUUAUAAACAUGACUACUUCAACUACAGCAUCAACAACAACAACAGCGAGGACAGUGAUGACAACAACAACAACAACGACAACAACAACACUGAUGACAAAAACAAGACCCUUGACAUCUACAACUAAAGUGCCUACAACUACAACUACAAAAUUUAUACCCGUCUAUCUAACAUCUCUGGUGUUUCGCUCUUUUGACAUAUUUAUAGUUGAACUCAGUGAUGUAAACUCUCAGGCCUUCAAGUCAAGAGCUGAUCUUGUCAGAUCUCAGCUUGAACCAAUCUUCAGAGCAAAAUAUCCUUCCUUCAUCAGAGUAAUUGUCUUAAGUUUCAGUCCUGGGUCAAUCAUCACGUAUACAGAACUAGUUUUUAACUCCACACAAGCUCUUCCUACGGUUCAAGAGAUUGCAGACACUCUCUUGACAGCAGUGGAAACCGGAUCUGUCGAUCCACUGAAAAUAAUCCCUAUAACAGUUUCAGUCAAUGGUUCAGUUAUAGCUACGACUGUAGCUGCAACUACAACUACAAUUGCAGCUGCAACUACAGCUUCAAGUGGACUGAAGAUUGAAUCCAGCCUUCUCCAAGCAACAUGGCUCAUUGUUAUGGCGAAAAUAUUACAACUUUUCCUAUAGAUCCCUUAACAAUGAUUGCAAGUUGCGAGAAAUACAAGGCAUGUGCAAGGCACGAAUUAUACUUGUAAAUUAUAAUAUUUUUGUAUUAGUAUGUGUAUUAGUUAUUAUUAGUG